Messenger RNA from Maylandia zebra (zebra mbuna), 1663 nucleotides. RefSeq names its product meteorin-like protein. Gene Ontology annotation, molecular function: hormone activity. NCBI's taxonomy places the organism in Eukaryota, Metazoa, Chordata, Actinopteri, Cichliformes, Cichlidae. The record is from RefSeq and is a predicted model, not a curated record.
AGAGCACAGGAGCGAUGCCCCCCCGCCCCAGUCCCCAGAGAGCAGCAGCAGAAAGCCUUCACUCUGUUUAUUCACUGACAAACUCUCCAGCCAUGCACUGCUACCAGCCUCUCUGGGGUUUUUUAUCUUUGUGUGGGUGAGAUGUUGCCAAAUCUGAUUAUUUUGACGUGUUUUCUGGCUCUCCGCUGUGCAGCUGAUUUGUGUAACUGGACUGGAAGCGGUUUUGCAGCUGGCGUGGAUUCCAGGAUUGUACUCCAGGUGCGAUUACGCUGUACAAAGGGCUCGGUGAGGUGGGUCUACCCGGGUCAGGCCCUCAGAGUGGUCCUCGAGCCCAAUCUGUCCUCCGCCCGGCACACCUCCAUCUGCAUCAAACCGUCUCCCUCCUUCGGCGGAGCCAGCGUGUUCAUUGAGCGUGCCGGGCAGCUGGAGCUGCUGGUGACGGACAGCGGGCGGCCGGAGUAUCAGGUGUUCUGCUUCCGGGCAGACGGACCUCACAAGCCCGUAAUCUACCUCCAGGCCAGCCCUCAGAGUGAUGGACCGCGGAACAGACGCACGGUGGGCUUCAAAUACGAGCUGCUCACCAACAGGAGUGCUGCGCCAAACCUCGGCCCCAGCGGGCUGGAGACAUCCUGUCGACCCUGCAAUGACACAGAACUUCUCAUGGCUAUCUGCAGCAGCGACUUUGUUGUUCGAGGCUACAUCAAAAAGGUCACCCAUGACUCUCGGCGUCAAAUGUCCUCAGUGGAGGUAUCAGCGCCGAGGGUGUACUGGCAGCGCAGUGGAGUGUUUGAGCAACAUCUGGAUCCACUGGUGUCAUGUCAGUCCUGGCGUGGACACAUCCACACACUCCUGCAGUGCCACGUCAAGCCCGGAGACGGAGAGUUUCUUUUCACUGGGUCGGAACACUUUGGGGAAGCUUGGUUAGGGUGUGCCCCGCGAUACAAAGACUUCCUGUCUGUCUACCACAAUGCCCGAACGGCACGCCAGAAUUCCUGCGACUUUCCUUUAGACUGAGGAGGGGUGUGUGUGCGCGAGUCAUCUUAGCAAUACUGAGCUGAGAAGUCUAACCACCUCUGCACUGGCGCACUUCAGAUCCUUGCUGUCACGUUCCACCAAGGUGGCACCAGCAGGGAAAAGCCGCUGAAAUGCUGGUGAUAAAAACUAAUUUGGAGGAGGAGAAUAGAGUUAACCAGCAGGGCCUCCUGCACUGCAGCUCAGAGAGGGCCGGCCUUUGUCUCUCUUCCAUCAAUGCCCUCAGUCCUGGGAGAAUAAGGAGGGGUUGAGUUGCUGCUCUCUUUUUGUGCCUCUCCCUGCAUUAACUGUUGUUCAUUUUGCUGCCUCUCUGUGACAAUUGCCCUAUGAACUGAGGCAGGAGGGUGCACAGCCAUUUAUUAUUGCCAGUUUGUUUUACUGAAUAGGAGUGUACAUAUAUACGACGUUUUAUCACUUACAGCAUUGUGAAAUCAUCUGUUUUGUGUUUACUCCUGUCUGUUGGAUCCUGCACGAGGCAGUUCUUUUCUUUCUGAUUCAGGAUCGCAGUGCAGUGAUCUUUUUUCUUGCAGCUGGAGAUGUUUGCCGUAGAUAUUUUACUUUAUUUCCUUUCUUUUUUUUCGGUUGGAGAGUGGAUGAAAUCUAGAAACAACUGAGACUCCGGAUUGCUGAG